Molecule: messenger RNA, 658 nt
Organism: Entrophospora candida
Lineage: Eukaryota; Fungi; Glomeromycota; Glomeromycetes; Entrophosporales; Entrophosporaceae
Source: the annotation of a GenBank genome assembly
AUGGUUCCAAAUACUGAAAAAUCAACUCGAAAUUGGAUUGCUAAAUUUGAAGAAUUCCGCAAGAAUUAUAAUUAUGUUAUACCACUUGAUAAGAUUACAGAUUCUGAACUGAUUGAACAACAAGUUUGUGAAUAUAUUGCACAAAUGUCUAAAAAGAAAAACGCUGGAGAAUAUAAAGCAAAUACAGUAAAACAAGCUGUUGAUGCUAUUAACCGCCACUUGGUAAAAUUUUCACCAAUCCGUGGAAUCAAUUUACAUGACAAAUACGAGUUUCCGGAUUUAUGGACUGUAUUACAUGGUAAAAUGAAAGAUUUGCAAGAAAAAGGAUUUGGCGAAAAAGAGGGAUCAAUGGCAUUAACAACACAACAAGUUCAAGAAAUUCUUGCUGAUAAUUUUCUUAAUACAAAUACCCCUGAAGGCCUUUUAUAUCGAGUAUUUUUUCGAAAUGCAACUAAUUUUGCAUGUCGUGGUGGAGAACACUACAACCUUCGUGUUGAUCAAUUUCAACCUUUACCUGAUGGUGGUUUACUUUUUCGGCGUUAUUGUAGCAAAAACAACCAAUGUGGAAUUGAAGGAGGUGUUUCACAAGAUAUUCACCUUCCUCCAAAUUCAGAAGUAAUUAAUGAUAUCAAUAAAUAUCUUUCAAAACGUUCUAAUG